AUGCUCGAGAACCUGUUUCGGGACAACAAGGAGGCUCGCGCCAUACAGUUGGAAAACGAACUCCGCAACCUUACGAUCGGUGAUCUCGUCGUCCAUGACUAUUGUCAAAAACUGAAGUCCAUCUCUGAUACGCUCGCCAAUGUCGACUCUCUGAUCACUGACCGAGCUUUGGUCAUGCAUCUUCUCAACGGACUUAGUUCCAAAUUUGAUAACAUCAUCAAUGUUAUCAAACAUCGAUCACCCCCCUGUUCUUUUGGCGAGGCUCGAUCUAUGCUCAUCAACGAAGAAGAUAGACUCAAGACCAAGCGACAAACACUUCCCAACAACGAUGACAAUGCUUCGUCUCCUCAGGUCCUUCUUGUUUCCUCUCAACAACAAUAUGAUCAGCCUCGCUCUACACCCUCAAACCAGCAAUUUCAAUACAGUCGAGGUGGAGGUCGCAACAACAGAAGCAACCGCGGUGGAGGUCGUGGAAACAAGGGUCGUGGCGGCAACCCUAAUUACAACAGUGGCACUUGGGGAUCUGGAAAUCAAUCAUGGACCUGGCCUAAUCAGCCUCAAUGGUCCACUCCCCCUCAAUGGCCCAUUUACCCACAAUGGCCUACAUUCCCUCAGUGGCCCAAUUCUCCUCAACCUCCCUCACCCUUCGGUCCAUCUCCUCCACAGGCUCGUUUUCACGCUGGUCCUACACCACCACAACCAACACAAGGGAUUCUCGGUCAUGCACCAUCUCCAACUGGUUCCGCAUAUCUCACGACUACUCACCCAACAGCAGCUUCUCCGUCGAACACCGAUCUCAUUCCCACUACUCUCGCUCACGCCUUCAACACGAUGACCUUCCCGGAUCCUAACGACGCUGGCUGGUAUAUGGACACCGGUGCUACUGCUCAUCUCACAUCCCAACCAGGAUCUUCAUUCCCGAGUGCCUCUCAUCCGAUGUGAUAGCCCAGGUCCCCUAUAUUCUGUCUCCUCACCCUCGUCUCCUACCUCUCACGCAUCCCUCCUCAC
Messenger RNA from Camelina sativa (false flax), 1008 nucleotides. RefSeq lists its product as uncharacterized. The record is from RefSeq and is a predicted model, not a curated record. NCBI's taxonomy places the organism in Eukaryota, Viridiplantae, Streptophyta, Magnoliopsida, Brassicales, Brassicaceae.